This is a messenger RNA of Sitophilus oryzae (rice weevil), 3254 nucleotides long. Its product is annotated as pre-mRNA-splicing factor Slu7-like. The record is from RefSeq and is a predicted model, not a curated record. NCBI's taxonomy places the organism in Eukaryota, Metazoa, Arthropoda, Insecta, Coleoptera, Curculionidae. The transcript is spliced from 4 exons. Gene Ontology annotation, biological process: mRNA splicing, via spliceosome. Gene Ontology annotation, cellular component: spliceosomal complex. Gene Ontology annotation, molecular function: pre-mRNA 3'-splice site binding. The coding region runs from base 1425 to 3089 and encodes 554 amino acids.
CCAGAAAUCGUAGUUAGUGAUUGAAUUUGGUUGUUCGGAAAAAUGUUAGUUAGUGACUUUUGGCAGCAAUAGGACGAUAUUCUAACCAACUCAGUAAUAUGUUCUAUAAAAGGAGUUCUUUGGCUUCAUCAUCCAGCUCUAAACAUUCACUUUUCUUCCACAUAUGCCGAAAUGCAGCCAAAUAAGGGUCAGAGGAUAUCAGGAGACAAUUAAAAACAUCUUGAUUUGUGGCAUACCGUGAACAUUUUCGACUAUUGUCUUUUCUGAAAAAAACGUAACUUAAAAUUGUGUUGCGGUCUAUUGAGAAACACGGACUACUUCAAAUAAAUAUAUCUCAUGAAUAGGCAGAAUUUGACAGACCAUUUUUUGUUUAUAAACAAAUACAUUCCUCAAACAAUAUUAUUUGCGAUAAGAGGAAACGUCGAUAAGCAUCGAUAGUAUUUUUUUGGUAUUUUGAAAACUAUAAAAAUAUGGAUAAAAACGACGUUUAAAAAAACAUGAAAAAUUAAUACAUAAUAAUAAUUUCAGAACUUUCUAAUAGUCGAAAAGUAGAGAAAACAUCUUUUCUUUAAAAUAUAAAAAAUAAUAAUCAUCUCGGGUUUUUUAAAGCCUCCAGGAAUAUUUAGAUUCUUAUUUGCUAUCACUAAGCGAAAAAGACAAAUUAAAUAUGAUCGGUUUAAGAGAAAAAAAACAUGGUUACAAAUUUUAUUCAAAAAAUUUGUUGUUAUUUGUAAACCAAUGCUACUACUAUUCUAAAAGUUUAACAGUGUGCCAUAUAGUUUAAUUUUUACCAAAAUCACUUAUGGCCGCUCUUUAACAUAUGCAAGAGCCACUGUGCGGCGUUGCCAUAUUAAAAAUUUAUCCCAAAGGCUGAUUUAAAAAUGACGAAAUUUAUAAAUAUUUCAAGUUUAUUUCUCUUGUAAUCUUGAAAGUACUAAAUAAAACUAUAUAUAAACAUUUUCAAAAGUUAUAAGCUAAUUAUAUUAUUACUUUGUUAAGAUUUCCCCUAAGUAUACUGAUACAAAAUUCAAAUUAACAACUGUGGUGAUAGACUUGGCAACGUAAACUGUUGCCAACUUAGCGGUUUUCCCGCUAAAUCUAGCGGUUUAUUUUUAAUUAACUUUAAAUUCGUCUUAUCUGAUAAUGAAAGUCCUAAUAAAAGGUUCAAAAAUAGACAAAAAGCAUAAUUUCGAGUUCAGUAUCGCCCCUAGAGGUAUUUAAUAUACGAAUCUGGCGGGUAUCUAUCUUCCAAAGUUGGCAACCCUGGCAACGUAGCAUUAUAAGAGGGUAUUCAAAUAUCGUCAGUUCCCCUGUGGAUGCCUUGUGGUAUAGACGUGGUUAGGCAGUCUAUUGUAUAUUUUUAGUAUAGACAGUCUAUAGUAUAAGUGUAUUUAGUGUCUUAAAGUUAAACGAACUUUACAAAGAUGGCAAACCCUACUCAGUGUUUAACAGUAUCCCAAAUAUUGAAAAGAAAGGCUGAAUUUGACGAUGAACCCAGAAAGAAAUCAAGGGAAGAUAGGAGGAAAGCUAAAGAACUAGAAGAAGCACGAAAAGCAGGAACUGCUCCGGCAGCUGUUGAUGAAGAAGGAAAGGAUAUUAAUCCUCAUAUACCCCAAUAUAUUUCGAAUGCGCCAUGGUAUUACGCGACCAGUGGCCCCACCUUAAGACAUCAAAGGCCUCAAUAUGAUAAACAACAAGAGUACUCUGCUAUAGACGAAUGGUAUAGAAGAGGACUUAACACAACUAAAAUCGUUACCAAAUACAGAAAAGGAGCUUGUGAAAAUUGUGGCGCUAUGACCCACAAAAAGAAGGAUUGCAUGGAUCGACCGAGGAAAGUCGGUGCCAAGUACUCUAACACAGAUAUUUUACCUGAUGAAUUUGUACAGAAGAAUUUAUCAUUGAGUUUCGACGGUAAAAGAGACAGAUGGAGUGGUUACAAUCCACUAGAGCACAUAUCAGUGAUAGAGGAAUUCCAGAAAGUAGAGGACGCAAAGAGGCAACUGAAAGCUGAAAAAUUAGAUGCACAAAAUUCUGAUAAUUAUGAAGAUGAAGACAAAUAUGUUGAUGAAGUAGAUAUGCCUGGUACAAAAGUAGAUAGCAAACAAAGAAUUACUGUAAGGAAUUUACGUAUUCGUGAAGAUACCGCAAAAUAUUUAAGAAAUUUAGAUCCGAAUUCUGCAUAUUAUGAUCCGAAAACUAGAUCUAUGAGGGAAAAUCCAAAUCCAGGAAAAGAUGAUACAUACAAAGGAGAAAACUUUGUAAGAUUUAGUGGUGCUACAAAAUCACAUGCAACAGCUCAACUUUUUGCUUGGGAAGCCUACGAGAAAGGUGUGGACGUUCAUCUCUUGGCCGAACCUACAAAAUUGGAACUGCUACAAAAGGAAUAUGAGAAAAAGAAGGAACAGUUCAAAACCAAAGUUCAGUCAAAUAUUUUAGAAAAAUAUGGAGGAGAAGAACAUUUGGAAGCUCCGCCAAAAACUUUAUUGCUUGCCCAAACAGAAGGUUAUGUUGAAUAUUCAAGAUCAGGAAAAAUUAUGAAGGGCCAAGAAAAAGAGGAGAUACGUUCCAAAUAUGAGGAAGAUAUUUAUAUUAACAAUCAUACAAGUGUUUGGGGUUCAUACUGGAAAAGUGGUCAGUGGAGUUAUAAAUGCUGUCAUUCUUUUAUCAAGAAUUCAUAUUGUUUGGGUGAAUCUGGAAAAAGUAGCAACAAUGACACAGAAUUAAACAAUAGUUCUGAUGUUAAUAUUAACCAAAGUGAAGAUAUUAAUAAUAUAUCGGAAACUACACAAGAAAGUGAAUUGACUUGUGAUAAAAAAUCAGAUGAUUCCAGUGAAAAUGAUAUCAGAACAAAGUCUGAAAAAAAGAAGAAAAAUAAGCACAAAGAGAAAAAAGCCGAAAAAGACAAAUUAUCAGAGGCUUUAAAAGCGGAAGAACAGCAUCAAAAGCAAGCCGAUUAUUUGUUGUCUUUGGAUGAAAGAAAGCGACCUUACAACAGUAUGUUUGAAGCAAAGAAACCAACGGAAGAAGAAAUUGAAGCAUAUUACCUAAAAAGGAAACGAGAGGAGGAUCCAAUGAGUCAGUUUUUAUAAUGUAACAUAGGUAUUUAUUCUGCAAUGUUAUUUUAAAAAUGUAUUAAACUAGUGAUCAAGAAAGUAUUGUAGUUUUAUUAGUUAUAUUUUUAUUACUCCGGCAAGACGCUAAUUUUUUUUUUUAAAUUCCACUGAUAAUAAUUUGUCGACACUUUUUAACAAAUA